Porites evermanni is the source of this 6720-nucleotide messenger RNA. The record is from the annotation of a GenBank genome assembly. Lineage: Eukaryota; Metazoa; Cnidaria; Anthozoa; Scleractinia; Poritidae.
AUGACUACCACUGAUGAAGACUGGGCGGCUGAAGUUGAUGAGCAAGAGCGGCAAAUCUCUGUAGAAGUAAGUUACUGUCGCCGCGGUUAGAAUUCCAUAACGCUUCAUUCUUUGAAACACGUGCGAUUGAUUUCGCAUGUACGUUUCGGCGUCCUCUGCUUAUAACUGUUGAAAAUAGUUUUGAAGCUUUAGCUUGAUGAAUUAAUGAAUUUUCAUUUAGUAGCUCGUGUGUUAUCUUAACCAAUUUUGGUUGUAUAAUUUAUAAAAACCCAUCAAACCGUUGAAUGAUGGCUUCAUUUUGAUGCAGAGUUUUAAGCUGACAUGUCGAUCCGGGGAAAAAAGAAGAGUGUAUUGAUAUUACACCUUCAUAUUCACUUUCAUUUCGUAGGAAAUGUACUGGUUUUUAGACUUUUCUUCCCUUGUAGUAGUGAAUAAGAUCAAUGAUACUGCAAGAUAUUUUGGACAAGCCUCCUUGUUCAGGAACUCAUAUGCAGCUUUUUAACCACAGAGAUGGCCAAGAAAAACGAUCAUUUCUUCUUCAAGGGUUUUGGUAUUAAAGGCCUAGUCAUUGCAAGCAUGCCCUUUCUCUUCCUUCUGAUUGUGGGCAUUUUCAUAAAUUAAACAUUCUGGCUCCCCCAUGGAUUUUCACUUGUGUUAAAUUAUGUUUUAAAUGUCAAAUUUUUCAUCAUUCACUACAUCUUAGGGGCUUUCCACGCUUGGUGCUUGAGAACCAGUGCCUCGGUACUGGCACGAAGUGGUGUUGUGUUCACACUUGAAAUACCUGAUAUGUGACUGUAUACAUACUUACUCCUUUUCGCCUUGUCAGACUCCAUUUUAAAACAUGAGCUUAGUAGUGACAACAAAGCAGUGUACUGCCUGGAACUUACAAAAAUUGUGUGCUGAUAGGGACCCAGUGCCUACUUUUGUGCCCGAGAACAAGGUCGAGACCUUGUACUUGGGCAACAGCACUGUGCCCGAAUUCUAGCAUGGGUACUUGAAAAAUGGUGCGUUCACAUUAGUGCCCAGUAAGUACUGUAUUUGGGCACCGAGUGUAAACGCUGUGUUAUAUAAUGUGUGAUGAUAGGAACAAUAAGCAAGAGAUCUAAUGAUCAUUAAGAGUACUAUUGUCGGGAGAUUUACCUGAGAAAAAAGCCAAAAAUUCAAUGACAUUUUGUGAUGCCACCACUGGUUUUCCCAGGAAAUGACCCGCUGAGGAGCAAGGGCAGAAACUCUAGACUGAUGGCGUUUCACUAACCAGAUUUGUGUAGUGAUUCUGAUUGGUUAAUGCAAAUUUCCCUCGCAGCAUAACAAAUCAGAAGCAUUGCCCAUAUCUGGGUAGCGACACAUCAUCAGUAUGGAAUUUCUGCACUCAUUCCCCACAUGGAAAACAGUGAUGGUGGCCCAAAAUGUUGGCUUUUUUCUCAGGCUACUACUGACCCCCUUUUUGACUUUCAUAUUUUUAUUCACUAUUUGCAGGUUGAUAAGUUGAAAUUAAGUAACACAAGUACCACUAAAGCAACUGAGGAAAAGCAAGCUAAUACAGAAGAAGAGGAUAAUGGUACAAAUAAAAUGCAAGCUCAUUGCUCAGUGACAUAUUUUGUAAUAAUAUUACUAUUCAUACUAAUCAUAGCUAUCAGCUGUCCUGAUUGGCUAUCAACUGUCCUGAUUUCAGUACUAACAGGACAGUGUAAUAGGACAGUACGCGUUAUGCCUAAGUAAUUUGACAGUACGUGCCAUCGCCCGCACACACUUAAGUGGCUUUUUUUUAACUUCUAGAAAAAGCUAUCGUAAUUUCUUGUGUUUUAAUUUUAAAAAAGGACCAAAUCUCACAAACUUUGUUAUACUUAUGAUUAAUUAGUUACAGAACUUUGUGUCAUCCAAUGUGGCCUGUAAUCAUACUCGUGAUUAAAUAAAUCGGACUCCCGCUAUGCAGUCGUCCAAUUUUGUUAAUCACUUGUAUGAUUACAGACCGAAUUGGAUUCCACUCAGUCCUUAGUACCAUUAUUUAUACUUUUAUCAAUACUAAAACCCCAUAUCGGCAUUGUCUUUCUUCCACAGAGCAGACUAAGGCUACAGACCUUGCAGAUGCCUCUUUUUUGAUGAAAGUGUUAAGAAGUAAACUUGUUAAGACCAAGAAUGAGGUUGAGGUACAGAGAAAUGACCCAAGUUCACCCUUGCACUCUGUCAAGUCAUUUGAGGAAUUACCACUGUAAGUACCGACCACCAUUCUAUUUCUUUUCCUCUUGACAUGAAAGGAUUUUAAAUUUCAAAAUUUUAUCAGUGACUAUUGCCAGUGACUAUUAUUAUUAUCAUAAAAUAAUAUAAUCUGUGUUGUAUUUUUUAUCAGGUCAGAAGAACUCCGUCGUGGUGUCUAUGAUAUGGGUUUUAACAAACCAUCCAAGAUUCAGGAAACAGCACUACCCAUGCUCUUAGCUGAUCCGUGAGUUACUGCAUGUUUAAUCCCUUGGAUUAAUUUGAUAAUAGUGUCCACAUUCUUCACAUAAUCAACACUGAUGGAUGAGUAAAACCAUAUAACCAGAAUAAUUUAAUCUGAAAUAUUAUUAUGAUACAGUGUGCCCAUAUUCAGUGAGAUAAAAUGUUAAUCAUGAAUAAAUUUCUUUUCUCGGUGGGUACUUACCUUGACUCUCCUCUUCAAGCUCCAUUACUCAUAAGGCCUCUGACUUGUCCUUGAAAAGUGUGUCUGGUAUCAGCAAUAUUUUUUUAUGGGAAUGAGACAUUAACUCACUCCUCAACCCCCAACCUGGUGGGGCUAGGCAUUGCAAUUUUAUUCAUCUGGCCCCAGUUGUUCAAAAGGUAGAUAACACUGUCCACCGGAUAGCACAAUUUUAUUGGUUUGCCUAACAUGUAUCAACUGGAUAGUGAUUUAUCCAGUGGAUAGUGCUAUCCAACUUUUAAACAACUGGGGCCUGGCCUUUCACCCCAAACCCGCCCAACACAGUUGAACCCACCAAAAUGUGAGGUCCCAACCACUAUACAGUGUAGUUUUCAGGGUCAUUGAGGCACAUGAACCUUCCCUCCAUGUUAUAAAGGCGCAACAUGUUUGGGAGGUGUCUUGGUGGGUGUCAAGUGGCAGUCGUAUAAAUGUUUGCUUUUUGUUUGAUGUUUAGACCGAACAAUAUGAUAGCUCAAUCACAGUCUGGGACAGGAAAAACUGCAGCAUUUGUUUUGUCAAUGCUUAGCAGAGUAGAUGCAACAAAAAACUUCCCUCAGGUAUUAUUUCGUUUUACUUCUUGUUUUACUUUGUUGUAAAUUCCAUCUUCCUCUCUUGUAGUGAAAGAGUUACAUCAGGAACAAAUAUGAAGUGUUAGAUAAUGAAUUUGUUCACAUAAAGCUGAAUUGUUGCAAUGAACUGAUUUGUUGUACUUUUAUCAAGGUUAUCUGUAUUUCACCUACAUAUGAGCUUGCACUACAAACAGGACAAGUGGCAGAAAAGAUGGGCAAAUUCUGCCCUGACGUCAAGAUUGGUUAUGCAGUGAGGGGGGAGAGAGGUGAGAAAUUUGAGCCAGGAAAAAUAAUUGUGCAAGACAUACAUGUAGGCCUCAGGGGGGGAUACCAUCCUGUCUCGCUCAGGGGUGUAAAUUUUGGAUUUUUUGUCUUACUUACUAAGACGAAAAGUAAAAUGCCAAUAUUUUUAGCAUCUAAGGUCUUGUUUGGGGCUGUGGUAAAAAAAAGCUUGAGCCUUUCCUCAAUUGGUUUCCUUAAGGGGUUUAAUUCAAUGUUUGGUAUAAGCACCAUAAAAAAUUAUUACAGAGGAACUGUAAUCAAUCCUUCUCAAAAAAAGGUUUUUUCCGUGUUAGUUGAAAUGACCUUGUGGCUAGCUACAGCUUACGUCUUUCUUUUCACCCUGAAUAAGGCCUAUAAAUAUGGCUUAGCAUUGUUUUUGUUUUGUCGCUGAAGAACAUGAUUAUUGUAUAUUCCAUAAACAGCCUUCAAUGUUCUUAAUCCCCACUCCUUCUCCUUUCUACAGUGUCAAGAGGUCAGAAAGUUACAGAUCACAUAAUAUUUGCUACACCCGGAACUCUACUAGACUGGAUUCUCCGCCACCGAGCACUGGACCCCAAAAAAAUCAAGAUGUUUGUUUUAGAUGAGGCUGAUGUCAUGAUAGCACAACAGGGACACCAGGAUCAGUCCAUUAGAAUACACAAGUAAGGCUACUUCCCUUUUGUCAUACUUNUUGAAAUGACCUUGUGGCUAGCUACAGCUUACGUCUUUCUUUUCACCCUGAAUAAGGCCUAUAAAUAUGGCUUAGCAUUGUUUUUGUUUUGUCGCUGAAGAACAUGAUUAUUGUAUAUUCCAUAAACAGCCUUCAAUGUUCUUAAUCCCCACUCCUUCUCCUUUCUACAGUGUCAAGAGGUCAGAAAGUUACAGAUCACAUAAUAUUUGCUACACCCGGAACUCUACUAGACUGGAUUCUCCGCCACCGAGCACUGGACCCCAAAAAAAUCAAGAUGUUUGUUUUAGAUGAGGCUGAUGUCAUGAUAGCACAACAGGGACACCAGGAUCAGUCCAUUAGAAUACACAAGUAAGGCUACUUCCCUUUUGUCAUACUUACGGAUGAAACUGGCAAAAAGUUCUCUGUUACGUCCUUUUAAAGAGAUUAUAAAUAAUCAUAGUUACUGGGAGAUUUUCUGUUGGCCAGUAAAUGAUUACAUUGGGCAUAUGCAUUUGUCUUAUUUCCACAGAGGUUUGCCUUCUGGUUUGCUUUGAAUAGCUUUACCGCUCUUUUCCCUUUUGUUUGCUUCCUUCCACCCACCCACCUCUUUGUUCCUUGGAGGGAAGUCCAUUCAUUUAAGUUGUCUUUUUUGAUCUUUAAUAUUCUCCACUGAGAGAUGAGUGUGACAGGUUCCAGGGGCAGGUAGCCAAUGGCAGGUUGUCAUUGUUACCUUACUUUAGUUUCAAUGCGAAUACUGAACUUAACAAAUAAUGUAUUUCCUCUGCUCUAGGACCCUGCCAAAAGAUUGCCAAAUGCUUCUGUUCUCUGCAACCUACGACGACGAGGUGAUGAAAUUUGCCAAGACAGUAGUACCAGACCCUCUCAUCAUUCGGCUUCGUCGGGAAGAGGAGAGCCUGGACAAUAUCAAGCAGUACUAUGUGGUGUGUCGUGACAAAGAAGAUAAGUUCCAGGCCCUCUCCAACAUGUAUGGCGUUGUGUCUAUUGGACAGUGUAUCGUUUUCUGUCACGUAAGUGUUAAAAUAAAUUCCUUCCCACGCCCUCCUUUUCCUUUCGCCUUUCCCCUGAUUCCCAUCUAAAUCCUUCCUCGCCCCAGGAAACGACUUCAAAGCAGCAUAAAUUUUAGUUGCUAUUCAGAAAAUUUUCCUAACCCCAGGAUGUUUUUACAUUUGUGUAUGCCUGUGUAAUUUCAGACACGCAAGGCCGCCUCUUGGUUGGCAGAGAAGAUGACAGGGGAUGGUCAUUCAGUAGCGCUGUUGUCAGGCGAGAUCACAGUGGAACAGCGGCUAGCAGUAUUAAACAGAUUCCGCGACGGCAAGGAGAAACUGCUGAUAACAACUAAUGUCAGCGCCAGAGGCAUUGAUGUGGAACAGGUAAGUUCACAUUGGCCGCCAUAAGAAUCAGUGACCCCACCCCCUAGUAUUAAAGCAUAGAUUUUGGGUUUGUGCAUGACAAAGUCUUAAAUUAUACAUGUAACAACAUCGGGAACCACACUAAGGUACCAGAAUUUUAAACAGCAAUGAAAAAUGUAAAAAACAUAAAUGGUAUUAAAAUUGGAUAUAAAAAAGUAAGUAGGAGCCAAGUAAGAGUGUGGGUAGCUACUGUAUGUUACUCCUUAAAAAUUCAGGUAGGGAUGUAUGGUAUAUAAUGUGCUCCUUAACUUACCUUAUUUUAGACCAUAGUGAUUGGGCCAGUUUUCAAAUUUUGAUUCUAUGCUGGCAAAAACUACCAAAAGGUUAUUAUUUUCAGUGCUCCCUGAUGAAAUUUGUUUGAUAUCCUCUUCGUGACUCCAUAGGAGCAUUUUUUGUAUGGGUUAACCCUUUAAGUCCCAAUGGUGACCAACAUCAAUUUUCUCCUGACGAUAUCCAUAUAAAUAAAUAAAUGUCAAGAGAUUAGGUUGUGAGAACUAGUAAAAUGACCCCCAAAGAGAAAAUGCCUUGAUCUUUUCUCAAAUUCUCUCAACACAUUCUUUAAGGAAAUGUAUAGAGAUCAGUUUCGACAAUCUGUAUGUGGAUAUUGCGGCUUAAAGGGUUAAGGCACGAAGUAAUGAACUGAGCACAGAAUUGAUCAAAAAGAGCAAUUCCCUUGUGACAUAGUCUCCCCCCCCCCCCACCCCAAUUCCCUUGUGACGCCGUGAGGCCGUAGGGCCUGUUUACAUGUAAAAGUGAUCAAAUUAAAAUGAGAGAUUAUAUGGACAGAGGGGUUACCCCACCUACCUGGGGUCCCCCACCUCCAUGUAAACAGGCUCUUAGUAAUACGAUGUUUUUUUAUUUGUUGUUUUGUUGCUUUAGGUUACUGUCGUAAUAAAUUACGAUAUGCCAGUUGAGCCCACGGGUAAACCCGAUUUCGAAACAUACUUACACAGGAUCGGCAGGACUGGCCGGUUUGGCAAGAGCGGCAUUGCCGUCAACUUCAUUGAUGGUCAGCGGUCUAUGACGAUCAUGAAGAAAAUCGAAGAACAUUUUGGCAAGAAAAUAACGCUCUUGCAGACUGAUGACGUGGAUGAACUUGAGAAACUGGGCAACUAA